Messenger RNA from Porites evermanni, 1225 nucleotides. The record is from the annotation of a GenBank genome assembly. Lineage: Eukaryota; Metazoa; Cnidaria; Anthozoa; Scleractinia; Poritidae.
CAGAGAAUAGAGGCUUGGUGGUCGUUUCUGAGGAAGUCCCAGGCAGACUGGUGGAUAAAUUACUUUAAGGUUGGUGCUUUAUGGUUUGAAAACAUUCUCGCCCAAUGGCACUGAAUGGAUCUCCAACAAAAACUAACAUUUCUUUACAUAAAUUUAAAGUUUUAAUCCUGUUUGGGAGUCGUACAUUAAAUCCUUAUAAUCAGUCUCCAAUCUUAAAGUGUUAUUGCAUUGCCGUCUCCAGGAUUUACGCGAUGCCGGCGUUUUAAGAGAUGACGACCCCGUACAACAGUAAGUAUUAUUCAUUUAGUAUUCUGAGUCUCGAAAGAAAUGUUUGAGAAUUCACAGUCACCCUGUGAAACAUUUCCCACAGCUGGUGCCUUUAAAAAUAAAAACGUUAUGUACUGUAAAUCAUGCGUUGAGAAUAAGUUAGCUUUCCCCAUGAUUGAAAUAACUAGCGACGUACAUAUUUUCUUUGGCCUACAAUGUACCCCAGGUUUUAAAGGGAAGAAUUUCUUUCUCUUGCAAGCUAGACAUAUAUUGUUAGAGUAACAUGGAAAACAACAGCCUUGGGCUAAAGAAAACAAAUAAUGACAUAUUCCAUCAUCCAGUUGCCUUGAUAACUCUUUUAUCAUAUACUAGAAAAUCAUGAAAAUUCAGUUUUCUUUUAGGGCUUGUCUUCAGUUCUGUUACACAACGCUUCUACAGAGGGAGCUGUGCGAAGUUGCUUGUCUGUGGAAUACACAUAGGAUCAGACCUUAUCCAAAUCAGGACACUCCAGCUGGCAAGCCAGAUAUGUUGUUCUUUCUUCCCGAAAUUACAGGUGAGUUGGUGUUUAUAGGAGGUUUUGCUGACUUUAAUUUUUUUUGUAACUAUUUUACACUUAGCGGCAGUUGAGACGAUUAUAUUGAUUGAAACAUCAUCGAAAAUAGAAAGCCAGGCUGUUUUUUUGGAAUCACUGCUUUCUUGGUUAGUUCCAUUUUUGACAGGACGAUAAUUGUAUUGUCUUUCAGAUUCUCAAGAUUACAAAACUUACGUGGAUAAAGAUGAUUUGCAGACAGCGGAGGAGUACUUCUGCAAGGAAUGUCCACCAUUUGGUUGCCAGGAGGAAUUUUCAGAUCUCAUGCUUCUUCUAAUGGAAGAUAAUAAUCUUUCAAUACCUAACAAUGCUGAUGAAGCAGAACAGCUAUUUCUCACGUUAUUUACGGAGCUUCAGUCCAUUUUGUAG